Molecule: messenger RNA, 3542 nt
Organism: Entelurus aequoreus (snake pipefish)
Lineage: Eukaryota; Metazoa; Chordata; Actinopteri; Syngnathiformes; Syngnathidae
Gene: prrg1
Product: proline rich Gla (G-carboxyglutamic acid) 1
Exons: 4
Coding region: 441-1046 (201 amino acids)
Cellular component (GO): extracellular region
Molecular function (GO): calcium ion binding
Source: RefSeq, a predicted model, not a curated record
GAGCUGACGGGCUUCCAGCAGCUCUCCCACAGGGACAAGUAGUACUGGUCCUCGGCUGUGACCCACGCAGGACUGAGCAGGGCUCCCACGUCCAGACACAGGGCGAGCAAGACGCACACCAGACCCACCAACUUCAGGGGCGUCAACGUCGAGACGCGCGCCUCCUCUGUCCCGCUCAGUGACGAAGACAUCUUCUUGAAGGUGUCCCGCCACUCAUUAAUGUCACCUAUGCUGUCACGCACACUCGCGGGGCUUGUUGUUCCGUGCAGGUCUGAGAGAUGCUGCUGAGCUGCUCCCACUCUGCGUGGACUCCAGAGGACAAUUGAAGCGCGACUGCUGCCUGAUGGACAGCGCUGGCUUGUUGGCAUCAACACUCGCUGGGUCCUAGUGCCCGCCGGGUCUCCCUCAAUAUACAUCAUCCAGACAGACGAGCAGGAGACAUGGGCACUGUGUUCCUGCCGGCGGAGGCGGCCCACUCGGUGCUGCGGCGGCUGCGCAGGGCCAACUUCCUGCUGGAGGAGAUGAAGCAGGGCAACAUCCAGAGGGAGUGCAGAGAGGAGGUGUGCACCUACGAGGAGGCCCGCGAGGCCUUCGAGAACGACGAGAAGACGAGGCGUUUCUGGGAGGAGUACGUGCGUGAGAGCAGUCCACCAGGUGGUCUGGAGUCGGUAGUGGGCGGAGUCAACUCUCUCUACCUGAUCGUGCCGCUGCUGACGGUGGUGUUCAUCAUCGCCGCCGUGGCCGUCACCGUGUGGCGCUGUCACUCCCGCAAGCGCUCCCAGCGCAGCCCCGGCCUGGGUCACGCUCACCACGACCACGUCCUGUCCGUGGUCUCCAUGGACCACUGGGGGCGGGACUAUCACCAUGGCGACCACUCAGAACUCAGCAUGCACAGCAGCCCCGCCUACCCCGGCUCGGCGGUCACGUCGGGGCGAGGGAGCGACCCCCCGCCGUCCUACGAGGAGGCCGUGGGCCACGCGGACGUCCACGUAGAAACGGAGCCGCCGCCGCAGUACGAGGACAUCGUGGUCAACCGAGGGAAGUAGUCAUCGUCUCAAUAAACUAUCUUUGUGGCGGACUCAACCAGGAAGAUCAUUUGACUGCAGGUCAGUGCCAAGUUGUUCAUAUCGUCAUGGUAACCUUUUACAGCUGGGAAUGACAAGACUGUCACAAUGUAGAUGUGCUCAUGUCUCAAGGAAAAACUCACUGGGGUGAGUUUUUCCUUGCCCGUAUGUGGGCUCUGUACCGAGGAUGUCAUUGUGGCUUGUGCAGCCCUUUGAGACACUUGUGAUUUAGGGCUAUAUAAGUAAACGUUGAUUGAUUGAUUUGCCACAACUUUGUAGCUGUCAAUCAUUGUUACACACCAACAAGUUAACGAGCAGAUUUAAGAUGCCUGUACAGACAGUCCCAUCAUAAUGUGUCUAAAAGAAAAGGUGAAGGGAUGCAUGAAACAAGAAGUUGUCUUAGAGAUAUUGAAGGUAAAAAUGAACAUUUAUUACAUGAUUAGAAUGUUGUAGAAUUUAAGUACACAUUUGAACAGCACUUACUUCUUGAUUUUACUCAAGCUGCUGCACCUCCCAUGAUACUUCUAAAGGUGGAAAAAGUGCUGCAAGUUAUUGAAGCAGCUAUAAUAUAAUAUAAUAUAAAUGUCCUUGUCAUUUCCAGCUGCAAGAGAAGUGUAAUGAAUGCGUGCGUCAGGAUAAAAGUUGUUGUGCAGCAGCAGCAGUUUCAGGUCAAUCUUUUGUCUUUUUUUCUAACUUCUCGUCUUCAACUGUGAAAAAGUUCCCACGCCACAGAGGUGACGCAAUACUUGCUGUGUGGAAGGACAAUGGGACAAAAGGCAAUAGGAAGACUUUAAGCAUGUGUGUGUGUGUGUUUACUCUUCACUAACGUCACAGCACUUUUACAUGGAACUCACACACUUUUGUCUUCUUUUACUUUGAAAGGAGAAUUUUGAAGGAAUUGACUUGAAUGUCAUAAAAUAGAAAAAUACUUUACAUUUGCUGAAGAAAUUAAUUUCAUUUAAAUUGCUUUUCUGAAAGUGUCACACAAGUAGGAGUGGUGUGUAUUUACAUAUAUUAGGGCUGGCAUCACUAAGAAAAGACGGCAACAUUUAGACACGCGUGUCAUUGUUGUCAUUUUGAAACGUUUGACUAAAAUGCAAGUCAUUGAUUUGCUUAGAGUAAGAAUGAAUGCACAUUUAGCAACAAUCUAGCAAACAAGGAACAGAAAGUAAACAAGUUGACAUUCAAACAAGAUUAUUCACCUUUUCAGAUGACAUCGUUCCUUGUUUGUACCUAGCAGUCAGCUGUGUGAGAGGAGCAAUCAUUCAUCUCAUUCAAAGCCUGACUGGAAUUAAAAUGCAACAUGUAAACACAUCCAGAGCAACAUGUCAUUCACAUUAUUACAUGUGGAUGAUGUCAUUCACAUUAUUACAUGUGGAUGAUGUCAUUCACAUUAUUACAUGUGGAUGAUGUCAUUCACAUUAUUACAUGUGGAUGAUGUCAUUCACAUUAUUACAUGUGGAUGAUGUCAUUCACAUUAUUACAUGUGGAUGAUGUCAUUCACAUUAGUACAUGUGGAUGAUGUCAUUCACAUUAUUACAUGUGGAUGAUGUCAUUCACAUUAUUACAUGUGGAUGAUGUCAUUCACAUUAUUUACACUUCUCAAGUUCGGGUGCAAAUUGUCCUAAACGUGUUUUGUGACGUCAGCUAAACUUUGGUGGUGGACUAGAUUUAAUUCUUAGUCUUGGAAUGACUUCCCACUAAGUAGGAUCUGGAGUGUCAUGUGUGACUAAGUAGGGUCUGGAGUGUCAUGUGUCACUAAGUAGGGUCUGGAGUGUCAUGUGUCACUAAGUAGGGUCUGGAGUGUCAUGUGUCACUAAGUAGGGUCUGGAGUGUCAUGUGUCACUAAGUAGGGUCUGGAGUGUCAUGUGUCACUAAGUAGGGUCUGGAGUGUCAUGUGUCACUAAGUAGGGUCUGGAGUGUCAUGUGUCACUAAGUAGGGUCUGGAGUGUCAUGUGUCACUUAGUGGACUAGAUUUAAAUAUUAGUCUUGGAAUGACUUGUCACUAAGUAGGGUCUGGAGUGUCAUGUGUCACUAAGUAGGGUCUGGAGUGUCAUGUGUCACUAAGUAGGGUCUGGAGUGUCAUGUGUCACUAAGUAGGGUCUAAUCACACAUGUAAACAUUACCAGCCCUAAUAUUUAUAAAUACAUAGUCAGUAUAUAUAUAUAUAAAUGUGUACAUGCCAGUGAGUACAAGCCAUACAAACUGUAGUACUUUUGUGUAAAACAUUGCCAACAUAUUUAACUUCACAACAGCACUGUUUUGUUUUGUGUUUGAGAGUUGACCUUUGAACUUCAACACUCACGACAGGAAGUGGGUUGUUGGCAGCCAUUUUUCCACCGGGAACAUGUUUGACAAUGCCUUAGCCAAGACACAAUGUAUAUAUUACACAUGCACAGGAAACUUGUAAUAAUUCCUUAUUAAUAUGCAGCUUGAAUGUGUUUGUAAUAAAACCUGCUAAAUGUCUGAUGAUGUCAU